UGGGUUCCUGCUUCUAGCUUCCAUUACACCACGACACGCACCACCACCAGUUAGUAAGCGGUGUCGGUUUAAAGGCUUUAGACCACCUAACAAUAGUGCCAUGAACAUAAGCAAAAAAUAAUUUACAGUAAUAUAAUAUAUCAACUGUAUCUUUAAGGUUCAUUCAUUCGGAAAUUGACAAAAUAAGAAAAGACGAGCGAAACCUAAGGGACGUCGACAACCCGGCAAACAAAGAGAUCCCUUCUCGACGACAACAUUUUUCCUCAAUAUUCUUUAGUUAUGAGUCAUGUGGCCGUCGAAAAUUUACACGGUCUAGAACAGCAGCUUGCUGUCCUAGGCUUGAACAAUGCUGAUGGGCAGGGCGGAGGCACUGGCAGGACCUGUUACAUUCCACCUCAUUUACGGAACCAAGAGGCUUCCAAAAAUGAUAUGCCUGGCGGUUGGGACGGUGGACGCAGCAACGGCUUCGUGCAGAAUGGUUACCACGACAACCGCAUGAAUGGGGGCAACCGGUACAACAGUGGCCCGCCUCGCAUGGAGAGGGGCAGGGGGGGUGGAGGUUUCCGUGGUGGCAGGGGCGGGUCCUACAACCCGGUACAGCCUAUGCAGAAUGUCGGCAUGUUUGGAGUCUACGACAACAAAGAUGGCGGCGGCUGGAACACGACUAAAGAUACGUACACCAGCUUCGGCGCGCGUCCUGAUAGGGGGAAGUCUGCCUUUUUCAACAACGGUGGGAGUGCACCCCGAGGAAGUUACCAGCGUGGAGGGUUUGGAGGCAGUGGAAACAGCCGCUGGGUGGAGGAGUCCAGGGAUGACGAGGACUGGUCCAAACCCACUCAGGCCAAUGAGCGCCUGGAACAGGAGCUGUUCGCUGGUGGUAACACAGGGAUUAACUUUGACAAUUACGAUGACAUUCCUGUUGAGGCCACUGGCCAAAACUGCCCCCAUCACAUUGACAGCUUCCAAGAUGUAGAGAUGGGAGAGAUCAUAAUGAGUAACAUCGCCCUGACCCGCUACACUCGGCCCACUCCGGUCCAGAAGUACGCCAUUCCAAUUAUCAAGAACAAGAGGGACCUGAUGGCCUGCGCCCAGACAGGUUCCGGUAAGACUGCUGCGUUCCUGUUGCCUGUACUGAGUCAGAUCUACACUGAAGGCCCAGGAGAAGCCCUCGCUGCCCAGAAGUCUGGAGGACAGGACAACGGAAAGUAUGGUCGCCGUAAGCAGUACCCCCUCGCUCUGGUCCUGGCCCCCACCAGAGAACUGGCCCUGCAGAUCUAUGAAGAGGCCAGAAAGUUUGCAUACCGGUCCCGUGUGCGUCCUUGUGUGGUGUACGGAGGGGCUGACAUUGGCCAGCAGAUCAGAGACCUGGAGCGAGGCUGUCACCUGCUGGUGGCUACACCUGGACGCCUGGUGGACAUGAUGGAGAGGGGCAAGAUCGGCCUCGACUACUGCAAUUACCUGGUGCUGGAUGAGGCUGACCGGAUGUUGGACAUGGGUUUUGAGCCCCAGAUCAGACGCAUCGUGGAGCAGGACACCAUGCCCCCUAAAGGCAUCCGUCAGACCAUGAUGUUCAGCGCUACCUUCCCCAAGGAGAUCCAGAUCCUGGCGCGUGACUUCCUGGAGGAGUACAUCUUCCUGGCGGUGGGACGUGUGGGCUCCACCUCUGAGAACAUCACCCAGAAGGUGGUGUGGGUGGAGGACGGUGAUAAGAGAUCCUUCCUCCUGGACUUGCUCAAUGCUACAGUCAUUCCGAGCGAAGUUCAGGACAAUGCAGGUGAAAACAUAGAGAAACCUGGUAAGAACUCUCUGACGCUGGUGUUUGUGGAAACCAAGAAGGGAGCGGAUGCCCUGGAGGACUUCCUGUACCGUGAGGGUUACGCCUGCACCAGUAUCCAUGGCGACCGCUCCCAGAGGGACCGAGAGGAGGCUCUGCACCAGUUCCGCUCGGGACGCUGCCCCAUCCUGGUUGCCACAGCGGUGGCUGCCCGUGGCCUGGACAUCUCCAAUGUCAAGCACGUCAUCAACUUUGACCUGCCCAGCGAUAUAGAGGAGUAUGUCCACCGUAUUGGCCGUACUGGACGUGUCGGCAACCUGGGUCUGGCCACGUCGUUCUUCAACGAUAAGAACGGCAACAUCACCAAGGACCUUCUGGACAUCCUAGUGGAGGCCAAACAGGAAGUACCCUCCUGGCUGGAGAGCCUGGCCUAUGAACACCAGCACAAGAGCAACACCCGCGGACGCUCCAAGAGGUUCACCUCUGGUGGCUUCGGAGCCAGGGACUACCGUCAGACCAGUGGCGGCGGCAGCACUGGAGGGUUCGGGGGUCGUGGUGGACGCCAGCCCAGUGGGCAUGGAGGAAACCGUGGAUUUGGUGGCGGCGGUGGCUUUGGAGGCAACUUCUACAGCAGUGACGGCUAUGGAGGAAACUACUCUCAUCAGGGGGGAGUGGACUGGUGGGGCAACUAAACAUCCCUCUAACCCUAUCUCCCUACACCUCCUUCCUCCUCCCCCCACCAUCGCAGUGGGUCGCACCACGCCAAACUCACUGAUAAGGAAACCACAUGUGUAACCUAAGCCAGACUAUAUAAACCCCCGUGUAGCUUCCAAACAGACUGCAGUACAUUACCAGCUGUGAUUCUCUGACCGCUUUUCCAAAAAAUGGAGCUGAGAGACGGGGGACCGAGAGGACAGCUGACCAAGAGGAAAGCUGGAGCCACUGAGCGAUUCCUAAAGAAACAUGGCACCGCCAGGCUCUGGAAUCAUCGUGUGGCCGCCCGUAGUGACUAUAGCGUAUUUAGGAUCUUGGGACUUGCAGUUCUUUUUUUUUCUUUCACUACAACUGCUUUUUCUUUCUUUGUAACAAAACAAACUGAGGAUCAUUUGUUUGUAAAUGUACUGUGCCUUUAACAAUUAGAUUGUUUUAUCUGUAUUUUCUUUUACGCGUCAUAACUGGCUAAAACCUGGCCAACAAGAACUAAAUUAUAUAUUUUUUGUUUUGGGGUUUAAAUGUGGUUUUGUUAUUUUAUUCGGAAGGAAAACAAAAUAAGCUUGAACUAAAUAUCAAACCUUGGCAAACACUGAGAUGACAUGACUUUUGAGUGAGUCAUUUGUCCAUUUGAGAUUCAAAUUUGUCACAGGGUAAUUUGAUGGCUCAAACUAGCUUCGACCGCAUGUUGCAGCCAUCCUAUGAGAAUUCCACUAUAGGUUUUCAAACCCUUGUGUGACAAAAGUGCACUUCAAGGAAAAAAAGAGUUCAAAAUAUUUUUCGCUCACUCUAUCCUGGAGAGGAAUAUGGUAGUCUUCACUAAAUGAGCCAUUCCAGUUGUACAAUUUUAAAAUUGAAUAUUUAGAUGGUAUGUUCAUACAUACAAGCUAUUUGAGCAAGUCGAUGCUCAAAAGUUCAGUUCCCCACUAACAAAUUGACUUGGCAUUGUGGCACCUAGUGAAGCAACUUCUAGCUGCCUGGUGGGUGAAUUUAGUUUUUGAUUGAGCAUUUUUACUUAAACAUUUUGAAGGAUGGAAAUUGACAAAUAUCCAUCCUUCUGAGAGAAUGUUUCUUAAACUGGUCAAUUCUAAAACGGCGCUUGCCAUAUAGAAAGUGAAGUUCGAAUGGUUGCCAUAGGACCACACAGUAACCUGGGUGGCUUUGCUUUUUGUCAAGGCCAUCCUGGGAUGAAAUACGCAUGCAAGUGUUGUUGUUUUUUGGUCAAGGAGUUUAAAAAAAAAAUGCAAAAGGAAAUUCUGCAGCAGGCUUUUAUUUCAUUACAAAAUGUCGUUCUCUUACACCUUUAAUUUAGUUCUCUUUUUCAAGCUGCGUUCGAAUCCGAAGGACAUUCUCGGGUUAACUGUUUAAAGACACAAGCUCUUCCUCCUCAGAGAGCGUAGGAAGGUCAGAAGUUACAGGUUAAGGGUCAGCAAUGUACAGACGAGCAAACUGAACUGCACACGUAGCAAAGGGUGAUGGGAAGUGCAGUUUAUUUACCAGUGCACCAUUUUAAGAGGCAAUGACGUUUUCCUGUGUAUGCUGGCUGGUGAAUCUAGCCCACGCGACCCGGCCAAAGACGGGGGUGCUUUAACUAUCCUUCAUUCUGACACAGAACCAAUGCAGCUAUUCUUCCCUUUGUAGGGUUGGGCCGCCUUGAUGUAUUAUGUAAAACCACUGGCCAGUUUACUACUAUAGCUGGCAUCCAGGCUUCCUCUGUAUAUAGGAGGGAGGCCCAACGUUGGCUAGAAAAUGGCAUUUUAAGUGCAAUAGGUAUAUAUUCUCAGUGUGUCUGUCGUGCCUUGACAUUUUGAAUCAAUAAGUGAGGUGGUGGUUAUGAAGCAGAUGCACUGACAGUAUUGUGUUAACUUAAGAUUGAAUGGUGCUACCUAAGUUAGGUCUAGGCCCCUUUGUGAUGUUACUUAAUGGCCAUCAAGUUUUCCAAAAAACAUUUUAUUGCACAUCUAGAGUUUUAUAUAAAUGUCUUGAGUGUGUGUCCUUAAAGCUUCCGAAUUUUGUGUGUGAGGAGAUUGUGAAAAACGCAGCUUGUUUACGAAAGGGGAAGGGUUAUCACUAUUUAAACCAGGAUUUAUUUGGGACCAGGGGUUAGUUCAGUAGCAGUCUGAGAAUUGAGCUAUUUGCACACAGAUUACUAGAUUCUACUUUUGCUGCUAGUUUGUGUAAUUUAUUAAGCAUUUUUGAGAAAUAUUUAUUUUUAUAAGCCUAAAGUGAUAGUUUAAGGAACUUGACCAAAAGACAGUACAAAAACACUGGCACUUGAAUGUUGAAUGUCACCGGUAUGCGUGGAAAUUUAUAUUUUUCGGGGUAGUGUGAGCUUUUUAAUGUCAGUCAUAUUGGACUCGAAUCAAAAUCCACACCUGUUACUUAUAGUAGUACUGGCCACAUGGCCACACCGUCUAAUCAACCUUAACGUUUAAUUGGCGAACAAAAUUCGAAACAAACAACCAAUGCCAAGGUUUGGAUAAAAGUGAUAACAUUUUCUAAAAAAUAUUGUACCAGUGCAAGAAGUGUCCAGAUUCUCUCCAAUUCAAUUUGCUUUUCCUUGUUGAGUUUUUUUUCCCUCCCCCAGCAAAUGUCUGGCACAUGGUAAUCUUAAGGAAAAAAAACAUGUGGUUCUGCUCUGUUGUAUUUGCAUAUUUGGGCCUCCGUGUGUGUUCUGUGGAGUGUGUGGUGAGUCUUAGCUGGAUCAAUGAGUCUUACAGUAACAUUGGCUGACUGAGUCUGAAAAGUAAAGGUUUGGAUGAAACGUAUGAAUGGAAAUGUGAAGCUGCAGAGAGGAGAGGUUGGAGAGCUUUCGGCUGGCCAGACACUCCCCUGAACGCCACUGAGUCGCCCACUAGUUUGUAUUUGCUUUAUGUACUAGUUUAGAGGCUGUGCACUGCACGAGAAAACACCUGUGCAUUUAUUGUAUGAUUUUACCAAAAUUAAAAGUUUUGACUUGCAAAUACUUAA
Oncorhynchus tshawytscha (Chinook salmon) is the source of this 5455-nucleotide messenger RNA. It is a transcript of the gene ddx3xb, whose product is annotated as DEAD-box helicase 3 X-linked b. Gene Ontology annotation, cellular component: P granule; nucleus. The record is from RefSeq and is a predicted model, not a curated record. Gene Ontology annotation, biological process: gamete generation; cell differentiation. Bases 280 to 2466 code for a protein of 728 amino acids. Gene Ontology annotation, molecular function: ATP binding; RNA binding; RNA helicase activity. NCBI's taxonomy places the organism in Eukaryota, Metazoa, Chordata, Actinopteri, Salmoniformes, Salmonidae. The transcript has 17 exons.